CUACAGCGCUGUGACCAGCGCGUGCGAGAAAGGCGCGCAGUGGCAGCAGGCUCUGUCGCUGCUCGGCGACAUGUGGGAGACGAAGACAGAGGCCGACACCACUUGCAACUCGUCAUCUACAGCGCUGCGAUCAGCGCAUGCGAGAAGGGCGGGCAGUGGCAGCAGGCUCUGUCGCUGAUCGUUGGUAUGUGGGAGCUGAAGUUGGAGCCCGAUACCAUCUUCAGCUGCAACGCUGAGAUCCGCGCGUAUGAUAAAUGCGGCCAGUGGCAGCAGGCGUUGUCGCUGCUCGGGGAGAUGCGGGAGAGCAGCCUGGAGCCAAAUGAAAACCAGUACAGUUUGGUCAUCACAGUGUACGAGAGGUUGUCUCGCCACUCGGCGGGAUUCCCAGGUGAUCCUCAGAUCGGUCUUUCGCGUUUUCGACUACCUUGCGAAGCACUCUGCGUGUGGGACCCUGCUGGGCCACCACCGUGA
This is a messenger RNA of Prorocentrum cordatum, 471 nucleotides long. The record is from the annotation of a GenBank genome assembly. NCBI's taxonomy places the organism in Eukaryota, Dinophyceae, Prorocentrales, Prorocentraceae.